UACCGCAGGGAUGGUUCACGCCAAUGGCAGUCCACCCGCUGUCCAUCCACUGGCAGCCAACCAAUAAUAUGCACACCACAUCGCACCACCGCACGCAGCUGCGUCCGUCGCUCGCCCCCCUCCCACUCACUGGUCUGUCACUCAUUUAUUUCGUCACGGAGAGCACCACCGAGCAAGCGCUCUGCGGCCGGAGGGUCACGUGCAGCGGCAGGGCGUAAGACGGCGGAGGCGACGUCGCCUUGAGCAGAUCCCCUACCGGCGAGAAGGCCGGAAAGGGCCGGACAUCCUGAUUGAUGACACACACCACCGACAGACAACCAUUCCUUGCUCAUGUCUGUCUGUCUGUCUAUCGUGGUGUCUUCGCCCUCCUCGCUCACUCACGCACUUUGAACAUUUCGCAGGUUGCGUUGACGGGGCACCUGUCCCACAGGUGCCACAGCUCCUGGCUCCUCUUCUCGCCCUCGCCACCAGCACCAGGCCCACCCCCACUGCCCUUCGCCCCCACAAGCUCCUCCUCAUUCAUAUGCCGUCCAGUGGUGGCCUCAACGGCAUUGCGCCCCAGCACCCACCACGGCCUGGGAAAGCUCACCCACCGCUCCCCCAGACGCACGUCGCAGCGGCCGGCGGGGAAGGAGCGCACCUGAUCGAUCUUGGCCGUGAAUGUCUCCUUGAGCACCCAGCCACCUGCCGGGAUGAUGGCGAGAGACGCCUGGAUGGGGUCCUUGGCGUGUGUCUUGGCGUAGGUGAGGGAGAGGGUGAGGGUGCGGGGGAUGGAGGGGGAGAUGAAGGCCACCCCGUACAGCCCUCUAUCUGCGUCGACGCCGUGUGGGAGGGGGAGUAUGUGUGUCUUGAUGGGGGGCAGGUGGCCGAUCAUCGAGUGCAGGGCGUCCUGAGCCAUGGUCGACUCGCACUGCCUGUCCACACAGACAGAGAACACAGACAACAGAAUGUGUGUGUGUGUGUGUGUGGAUGGAUGGAUGGGCUUGCAGGGUCCAUUUGUGUGUACUUGUUGACGAGGCCGUAGCACUGUCUGCCGAAGCUGUUGAGCGUCCAGUAGCCCACAGGCGUCACGCCAUAACUCAGCAUGGACACUAAGUACCUGACCACAGGACACACACACACACAGCAGCCAGCAAAACGAAUGAGACACAUGUCUCACUGCAGACAGAAAGGCGCUUUCUGUCGUGCGUACGUCAUGAGCCUGACGCCGUACUCGGCGUGCAGUGUGGAGACGUCCUUGCUGGCGUACUCGAGGCUGUAUUUGCCCUUGUAGCAGCUGUCAGGCACCUCCGGGUACUGAACAAACAAACGAAGCAAGGAAGGAACGAUCUGUCACCGUGCAGGCAGGCAGGCGUCUCAUUCCUCCAGCAGUAAACCCGACCUUCUUGCCGGCGAUGAUAUUUGUCUUGACCCCCCACUCUGUCGCCACAAUCCCCAUCGGCUGCUUCACCUCACUGUCCCCCCACCUGCAGCGCACACAAGAGGCGUCCACACGGCCCGGCAUGGCGUGUAGCGACGACUGCUGGUCGGCGUACUUGGUGUGGAUGAGGUAUUCUAUGGCUUUGGGCAGGAACGACGCCACUGCUGCCUGGUACCAGGGACCAAAUUGAGGGCAGAAUGAAUCCUCCCUGCACCAUCCAUCCACAAGGACAUUGCCAUUUUGCCAUGGUGCCAUGGUGCCAUGGUGGGAAGAGUACCAGAAGUGGAAGCUCCAGUGGUCCAGAGCCUGAAGCGGAUGGAUUGACGGGACACGAUCGUGCUGCUAGUCAGUCAUCGAAAUCGGUCGGUCUUUUCACUCACCGCGAGCGCUUCGGCGUCCUGGACUGUCCAAUAGAGGUACCGCAGACACGUGCACAGACCCACACACGAUGGACCCAACAGACCUGCAUUCCCAUUCAUUCAUCUCUUUACCUCUUUCUCUCUCUCUCUCUGUGCGUGUGAGUCUAUGUGCCGACCAGUGGUGAUGUUGAGUGUGUCGAGGCUCGAUCUGAGUGUUUUGAGCAGGUCGGGAUAAGAGGUGUCGCGGAUCUUCGGGCCCACAUCUGAUGAAUGGAUGAAUGGAUGGAUGGAUGAAUGGAUGGACGCAAGAACACACAACGCCAGGAUGGCUGAUUUGGCUCUUUUUGCGUACAUGAUCCGUGUUGUUCUCCGAAGUCCGGCUCGUUAAUCAGCUCCAGAUACUCCGGUGCACGACCUAGCGACUGGCGCCAGAGCACACGCACAUACAGAGGCGGGCAAGAUGGAUCGUGGUGGAUGGAUGGAGGGAUGAGUGCCGGUGGUCCAUCGUAUCACGCACCUUUUGGAUGUACUGGAGGGUGCAGGCCGUCACCUUGCUAAAGUCGUCAAACCGAUCGGGACUGCACCUCAGACACACACACACAUCGAUCGAUCCUCCUCAUUGGGCUCUCUGUGUGUAUGUGCCAUGGAAGUGUGUGACUUUACGUGAGGUUCCACUUGAUGGAUGCCGGAGGGAUCAUGGAGACUUGACCAACCACCUUCAGCCCACCCUGCCACGCACUCGUCAACGCCGUGAAGGCAGCCUACGCACACAAAAGGAGAGAGAAGCGGAGCGGAUGCCUUCAAUCUUUCCUUGCGUUCGCCUUUCUGACCUUUUUGCCUUUCCAUCUUUCCAGCCGGUUCCUCACCCACUUGCAGACGGCGUCAUAGGAUGCGUCGAUUGGGAUGGGGUAGCUCUUGCUCUCAUAGGGGCUCGGAGCCACCACUAUCCUCGUGUACCUGCACACGCGCACAGACACAGACAGGCCACCACCGAUGGGCCAUGAUGGCUUGCCACGGACGACACUUCUAUACUUGAAGGUCGAGCUGAAGUUCUUCUGCACUGCCGCCAUGGCCUGCGCGGCGCUGCAGCCUUUCGGCAACGCCUCCGUCGAAAGGAACCCCCCAAACUCCAUCUCCUUGAGCCCUUCCAAGUGGCUCAUGUCCAUCACCGCAGCCACGGGCACCUGCCACGGCGACGCGUAGAAGGUCACCGCAUUGCACACGCCUAUGCUGCUCUCAGGGGCCGAUGCGCCGGCAGGGCCGACGGAGAGAUAGCAGAAGCCCUCGAUGAGGUACGGCAGCGCCAGCCAGACGGCCCACCACCCUCCUCCCGCAAGGCAGACGAACACACACAGCUUCCAGAGGAGCAAGAGUCGGGUGCAGGGGUGGUGACGACGCUCGGAGACCGCCCUGUGUGUUGAGAUGAGGGUAGUCUUGUCAUCUGCUGCCGAUGUGGAUCUGUCGGCUGCUGCGGUGAUCUCGAAAGCAGCUGCCAGUGGCUUCGGCCAGGGCCGCUCGCCCCGGGCACUGUCGGUCCGCUCUGUGGCUGCGCUACUGGCCGUCGUGGUCACUCGGUGGUAGGACGCCGAUGCGGCGGAUGUGUCAGGCUCCAUCAUCUAACACAAGCCAAAAUCAG
This is a messenger RNA of Vitrella brassicaformis, 3415 nucleotides long. Lineage: Eukaryota; Vitrellaceae. The record is from the annotation of a GenBank genome assembly.